Messenger RNA from Orbicella faveolata, 1329 nucleotides. RefSeq lists its product as uncharacterized. Lineage: Eukaryota; Metazoa; Cnidaria; Anthozoa; Scleractinia; Merulinidae. The record is from RefSeq and is a predicted model, not a curated record.
UCAGCCAUUUUUACCUGUGUGUUUGUUACUUCCUACUUGUUAGUGAACGUACAAGACGACCAAAUCAGAGAGACCACCGGCUCGAGAAACUCUCAUGUUGUGAAUAUCACGGAAUACACAAUGAAAAGUAAGGUCUCGCCACCUUUUAUUUAUCUCACGCAAACUGAGCAAUGCCUUACACCAAGUCUAAUCCAAACUCUGGAAUUAAGCGAUGCUUCGAAAUGUCGUUGCGAUGUCAUCGUUUUGAGUUAUAAAACUGAAUGCCGAGAAAAGAGCGCACCACACAUCACGUACUUGUUUGGCAAUGAAACAACCUGGGGUUCCGGUCGAAAUCAGCUUUAUUUCCAAGCAGUGCAAAGAAGACUUGACUACCUCUAUUAUAUCUUCCUCGAUGAUGACAUCACUCUGAAGUUCAGCGAGGCAGCAACUCCAGAAAUGAAGCGACUCACUCCAAUCAGCGUUUUUCAAGACUGGCUUCUGGAUUACGAGCCCGCUGUAGGCGUAGGUGAUUACGAAGGACAUGAUGGAUCAAGUACGCUCCGUUCAAGAAUGCGACGGGUUUGCAAUAAAAGGGUUGAUAAAAAAACCACGCUUGCAAAUCCCACCAUAUUAUUCGACCCUCUGUUUAAUGCGUUCCACGCCAAGGCAGUAAGCCAUAUAUUUCCGAUGGAAAUCAGCCACGAAGAACGCAACUGGUGGCUCACAGAUAAGUAUGUUGCCUCAGUCGUUGAGUUGAAAUUUCGCGGACAAGCGCUGAUGUUUUUCCCAGUAGCUGUAGUGAACUUACUACAUCGCCCUUAUCCACAAUCAUCUCAUGGAACUAACAAAGCUUGGCAAGGGUUUAUUGAAGCUAUUCAGGAGAGAGCGCCUACUCAAUUCAAAUACCACGCUUUAUUCAGGACAUUUCGCAGAAGUCCAAGAGUUUACAUACAAAGAUCGCGGACAUAUUGCGUGGAAAUAAUUCGUCACCAGGACAUCACGCCUUUUGCACACUUUGCAUCUCGCCGGACAGUCAGAAAUCAAGCGAGGUUCUCUUGAAUCUUUUAUCUAUUAGUUUAAAUGAUAAUGUCGCGCAAAUUUUUAUUCAUUUUUCAAGAUUUUUGAAAUUUCAAGUGGGAGUCUAUUCAGUUUUUGAUAUUACUGUACAAAGUUCUUAACCCGUUUUGUUUAUUAGUUUAUUUAGUUACUUAGUUUUGGAAUACGAGCACCAAGUUUUGUAAAGAUUUUCAGUACUAUAAAGUAAGGUGGUUUAUAUAAAUCAUGUAAAGAAAUAAGUCACACAAGAAACAUAGAACAAAGCGUAUCAAUUUGUUAUAUUGGUGUUAUGAU